Messenger RNA from Lotus japonicus, 926 nucleotides. Its product is annotated as chalcone--flavanone isomerase 3. Lineage: Eukaryota; Viridiplantae; Streptophyta; Magnoliopsida; Fabales; Fabaceae. The record is from RefSeq and is a predicted model, not a curated record. Gene Ontology annotation, molecular function: chalcone isomerase activity. The transcript has 4 exons. Gene Ontology annotation, biological process: flavonoid biosynthetic process. The coding region runs from base 82 to 759 and encodes 225 amino acids.
ACAGGAUCAUUUCAAGUCACAUCUGAGACCAACAACAACAUCCUUAUUUAAGAAAGUGUGUUAUUUGUUUGAGUGAAAGAUAUGGCGCCAGUAAAAGGACCCCUCACCCCAAUCCAGGUUGAGAACCUUCAAUUUCCGGCGUCGAUUACCUCUCCGGCCACCGCCAAGUCUUAUUUCCUUGGUGGCGCAGGGGAGAGGGGUUUGACGAUUGAGGGGAAGUUCAUAAAAUUCACAGGCUUAGGAGUGUAUUUGGAAGAUAAAACAGUGGAUUCACUCGCCACCAAGUGGAAGGGCAAGAGCUCACAGGAGUUGCUGGACUCCCUUGACUUCUACAGAGACAUCAUUUCAAGCCCCUCUGAGAAGUUGAUUCGAGGGUCGAAGUUGAGGCCAUUGAGUGGUGUGGAGUAUUCAAGAAAGGUGAUGGAGAAUUGUGUGGCACACAUGAAGUCUACUGGAACUUACGGUGAAGCAGAGGCUGCAGCCAUUGGGAAAUUCGCAGAAGCCUUCAGGAAUCUGGAUUUUCCACCAGGUUCCUCUGUUUUCUACAGGCAAUCACCCGAUGGAGAAUUAGGGCUCAGUUUCUCUCCAGAUGAUACUUUACCAGAAAAAGAAGCUGUGGUCAUAGAGAACAAGGCACUCUCAGAGGCAGUGUUGGAGACGAUGAUUGGCGAGCACGCUGUUUCCCCUGAUUUGAAGCGUUGUUUGGCUGAAAGGUUGCCUGCUGUGCUGAACCAAGGUCUUCUCCUCAGUGGAAACUGAUGGAUCGGAAGGUUGAAAGUGCUGGCUGCUGCUACAAAAGAUAAACAAAUCCGAGCUUGUGUGUCAGUGUGUGAUCUUUUACCUUCCUAUCAAUAAAGUGAUCUAAGUGUUAUUGUUUUAUCGAUCACUCUUAUAUGAAAUGAAAACAGUGUUUUGUUUGUUCAAAA